AUGUCAACAUCUCCGUCUUCUAGACAGGCGAGAACCCACAGUAUCAUGACACACUUCUCUUCAGUCUUUCCCAACCCCAGACCGUUUAUGAAAUAUGGAGAUAAAGGGGAGGAAGGAAAGGAGGGAUAUCCGUUUAUAAUUCCGGAUUUGUGGAAACCUUCAUGUUUUGCUCCAGAUGACUCUGCUCAACCCACCUUGUUUCCUAUUGCCCCACUACAAGAAACCGUCCUGAAUAUUACUAAACCUUUAGAUCCCUACAAAGAUGAAUCGGAAGUAAACCUCUUCACCUUCGACCAUGACUUCGCAGAGUACUUCGCCGACCCUGAUCCUGGAUCCCCAACGGAGGUAGAUUCCAUCGCUUCAACAGCUGGAGAAGCUGUAGAACAGGAAUCCUCCGAUACUAGUGAGGAUAUAUGGCUUCGGCCUGGAUCUUCUGAUCUUCCGGUGAAUCCACGGUUUCAAACAUGGGAAUCUUUUCUCUCCGCCGGAGCAAACAACCCUGCCAAUCCUUACCUCUCGGAGGCUGGAUCUCAAGUUUUUGAUGCGGUUCUUACAGAGUACGUGGAUGGGUCUGAGGAGAUCACGGAGGUUGUGCGCACGGAUGUCCUCUGCACUUGCCUUCUACAUCUUGGCCUCGGCAGAAACUCGGUACUGUUCACAUACGAUCGGAAAAAGGCCGAAUUCCUUUCUAUCAAACCACGAUUGCGGAUAUCCGGAUGUACAGCCGGGACGGUUGAUAGCAUCAUAAAAUCCUUUGCGGAUUGCGGAAAGAAAAUCAAACAGCUCCAAAAGUUUGUUGAUGACGUCGGCAAUGACUCAAGAGUAGCCACGCCUUCCACCAUAGCACUAGCGGAUUGUAUAACGGCGAUAGUUGAAUCAAUUCGGCAAAGACUCUCCGUCGACCCCGCAACUAUCAGUAGUGUUCUGCACCUCCACUCACUCAUGCGCGAGCCCUCACUCAUCAUCGAUACAUUCCAUCAAAUAAUUUCGCAAACAGCUGGUAUAUCAGACGAUUCUCGGCUACUUACUACGUUAUUUGAAGUAGUGCAGCAAGAGCAGCAUCGAAGCGGAUGGUUGAAGCCCCUAUUAAUGGAAGCCCUAGCAAGGGUCACUCGGCCCUGGCUGGAGUCUAUUGAGGAGUGGAUAGGCCUUGGCCGACCAGCAGGAGGUGAAGGUAUUGGGUUUAAAGGAUCCGUCGAGAGAGGAUUUUUCGUUAGAGUUGAAGAAGAGACAUAUGUGAAUGAGAGGGGGGCGGAGCGCACAAAUCGAAACUUUAUUUUCGACAAAGCGAAGGUCCCAUCUUUUAUGAGUGCGGAGAGCGGAGAGUCUCUUUUUGAGAGCGGGAAAAGUCUACGGUUUUUGCAGAAAUUCCACCCAAGCCACCCGCUGUCGCGGCCCGGGGCUGUAGAGGGCGCAAGGGCUCCAAGACUGGAGUGGAAAUUUUCCUGGGAAGACUUAAAUAACCUACAGAGUCAAGCAAUGAGCUAUGAACGAGAGCUUCGAUUGGCUAUUGAUAAGUAUUCUGUGCAGGGGUCAACAGCAACUGCUCCCAUGGCCGGAAAUUACCAAUCAGUACCGGGAGGCAUUGAUGCGUUUGAAACAUUUGGAAAAUCUAAAGAGGAGAUAGGUGCUAUGAUUGGCAAGUCCGUCUCGGCCAUGAACAGCCCCCCCCUCUCCAUCGAACACCUACACAAAAAGGAUUUAUUGCGCACUCUUGUCCUCAAAAUAUCACGUUUGGAGCUAAAUCCUGACCCAGGGCACGAUCACCUAACUGCAUUUGCACCUCCCAUAUCAAUAACCCCCGUUCUUUCCUUCUCCCAUAUAUUUGCCGUCCAAGCAAAGAUCAUAAACACUGCCUGUCUAAAUAUGUUUUUCAAGGGGCACAAAGUUAGAGAGCAUCUCUCACUUCUCCGAAAAUUCGAGUUGUUCGGCGAUGGUGUUUACUCAAGCCGUCUUAGCCACGCACUCUUUGGCGAUGAAUUGGAUGGAACAGAGAAACGUGGAGGGGUUCACAGAACUGGAGGGACUAUGGGAUUGAAGCUAGGGAGUAGAGAUAGUUGGCCUCCCGCAUCCUCUGAGCUGCGUUUGGCAUUAAUGGGAGUUCUCGACGAAAGUUUUGACAACACACAAACCAAAGGUGGGAUACAUCAUGCGGGCAAAGACGGCGAUCUACCGGGAGGCUUGAGUUUCGGCGUUCGAGACAUGACAAUGGGGGAGUUGGAGAGAUGUAUGGACCCGAACGGCCUAGAGGCUCUAGAUUUCUUGAAGCUACAAUACAAACCACCCUCUCCACUGGAUGCUAUCAUUUCUACAACCGCACUGUAUCAGUAUGAUCGACUAUUCAAACUACUACUCCGAGUCCUACGCAUGCUUUUUGUGGUCAAUAAGCUCUUCCGCGAUGCAACUUCCCGUGGCAGCCGCUGGCACACGGUAGAUCCAGUCGCGCAGAAAUUCCGAAUUGAAGCACGCCACUUUGUAGACGCAGUUUGUAGUUACAUGUUUGAGACAGGGGUUGGAUCCACCUGGCGAAAGUUUGAAGAUAAACUCCAAGACAUCGAAAGGAAGCUAGACUCGCAUGAUUCAGAUCUCGGCGCAGAGGGGAUCGAGAGUCUGCGAGUGUACCACGAGAGUAUACUUGACAGGAUCAUGUUUGCGACACUCUCCAGAAAGCGCCAGGCUCCACUGAUGAAGCUUAUGGAAGAUAUAUUUACCUCGAUUCUCACGUUUGCGAAGUAUUCACACGCCAAAGCAAUUGGGGCUCAGACCAAUGAUGAGGAAAUCCCAGUACUGUAUGCCGGGUUCAAGAGAAGGAUUGGGAUAUUCAUCAAUGUUUGUCGGGGGCUAAGUGAGAAGAGGGGCUAUGGUGAUGGUGUGAAGGAUUCGGAAGGAAGAAGGGCUGUUGAUGCGAUCUUUGGAUCAGGUUCUAAGGAGGAGGGAAAUCUGCUCUCAAUGUUGCUUUUGAAGCUAGAGAUGACAGAGUACUAUACAGAUACGGGGAAGGGCGAGAGAGAAAAGAUCAAGAAGGGGGGACGAGGGAGGAAAGGGCCGAGUGACCCAGCAUGA
This is a messenger RNA of Tuber melanosporum (Perigord truffle), 3063 nucleotides long. RefSeq lists its product as uncharacterized. The record is from RefSeq and is a predicted model, not a curated record. The coding region runs from base 1 to 3063 and encodes 1020 amino acids. Lineage: Eukaryota; Fungi; Ascomycota; Pezizomycetes; Pezizales; Tuberaceae. The transcript is spliced from 8 exons. Gene Ontology annotation, molecular function: gamma-tubulin binding; microtubule minus-end binding. Gene Ontology annotation, biological process: spindle assembly; microtubule nucleation; meiotic cell cycle. Gene Ontology annotation, cellular component: spindle pole; equatorial microtubule organizing center; centrosome.